Marmota flaviventris (yellow-bellied marmot) is the source of this 1519-nucleotide messenger RNA. It is a transcript of the gene Sstr1, whose product is annotated as somatostatin receptor 1. The record is from RefSeq and is a predicted model, not a curated record. Gene Ontology annotation, cellular component: neuron projection; plasma membrane. Gene Ontology annotation, molecular function: somatostatin receptor activity; neuropeptide binding. Gene Ontology annotation, biological process: cellular response to estradiol stimulus; neuropeptide signaling pathway. NCBI's taxonomy places the organism in Eukaryota, Metazoa, Chordata, Mammalia, Rodentia, Sciuridae.
UGACGCGCUGGUGGUGCCUAUUAAUCAUUCACCAGCCCAGAGCCGCGCCAGUUAAUGGCUGUGAAGCCUCUUGGCCUCUGUUCUCCACACUCUGGUGUGCCCAGGCGCCCAGACGCAGCAAGAGGCAGCGCUCAGGCAGGCAACCGCUAGGCGAUGCGCGGAGCAGGCGCUGGUAGGAGCCGCGCUCCCCGCAGCUGCUGCGCUCUACCCUGAGGUUCCCGGUGACAGUAGGCUGCUGGAAAGCUACCGGGUACCGAGGGAGGGCGCAGGCGGCGGGGACUCCAGGAGAGCGCCCCAGCGCCGGCAGCCCCAGCGGCCCCCCUCAGCUGGCAUGUUCCCCAAUGGCACCGCCUCCUCUUCUUCCUCCUCUCCUAGUCCCAGCCCGGGCAGCUGCAGCGCAGGCGGCUGCGGCAGGGGCCCCGGGGCUGGCUCUGCAGACGGCAUGGAGGAGCCAGGGCGAAACGCGUCCCAGAACGGGACCUUAAGCGAGGGCCAGGGGAGCGCAAUUCUCAUCUCUUUCAUCUACUCCGUGGUGUGCCUGGUGGGGCUGUGUGGGAACUCCAUGGUCAUCUACGUGAUCCUGCGCUACGCCAAAAUGAAGACGGCCACCAACAUCUACAUCCUAAACCUGGCCAUUGCUGAUGAGCUGCUCAUGCUCAGCGUGCCCUUUUUGGUCACCUCCACGUUGUUGCGCCACUGGCCUUUCGGCGCGCUGCUCUGCCGCCUCGUGCUCAGCGUGGAUGCGGUCAACAUGUUCACCAGCAUCUACUGUCUGACUGUACUCAGUGUGGACCGCUAUGUGGCCGUGGUGCACCCCAUCAAAGCAGCCCGCUACCGCCGCCCCACAGUGGCCAAAGUGGUGAACCUGGGCGUGUGGGUACUAUCUCUGCUUGUCAUCUUGCCCAUUGUGGUCUUCUCACGCACCGCGGCCAACAGCGAUGGCACGGUGGCCUGCAACAUGCUCAUGCCUGAGCCUGCCCAGCGCUGGUUGGUGGGCUUCGUGUUGUAUACAUUUCUUAUGGGCUUCCUGCUGCCCGUCGGGGCCAUCUGCCUGUGCUAUGUGCUCAUUAUCGCCAAGAUGCGCAUGGUGGCCCUCAAGGCCGGCUGGCAGCAGCGCAAACGCUCGGAGCGCAAGAUCACUUUAAUGGUGAUGAUGGUCGUGAUGGUGUUUGUCAUAUGCUGGAUGCCUUUCUACGUGGUGCAGCUGGUCAACGUGUUCGCUGAGCAGGACGACGCCACCGUGAGCCAGUUGUCGGUCAUCCUUGGCUACGCCAACAGCUGCGCCAAUCCCAUACUUUAUGGUUUCCUCUCGGACAACUUCAAGCGCUCUUUCCAGCGCAUCUUGUGCCUCAGCUGGAUGGACAACGCAGCCGAGGAGCCAGUCGACUACUAUGCCACUGCCCUCAAAAGCAGAGCCUACAGCGUCGAGGACUUUCAGCCUGAGAACCUGGAGUCCGGUGGUGUCUUUCGUAAUGGCACCUGCACUUCCCGGAUCACGACUCUUUGAGCUGGGACCACU